GGCUGUGCGGCCUGGCGCGGGGGGCGGGCGCUGGGGCCGAGGGUAGCUUGAGCGCGGCGGCGGCGUUGUUCAGUCACAGCGAGAACAUUCCAGAGAUCGCCAGGCCCCGGGCGCUGAAGGGUGUGGACCCCGGACGUCGCUGGGACAGCCCCUCCCCGCUGCUCGGCGGCGCCUGGCCCGGCCGCUGCUCGCUGCGCUGCCUCCGCCGCCUCCGCCGCCGCUCCUCGGACUCGGGUUCGCGCGCGCCUCACUUCAUCCCAGUCCCGGGCGAGCAGCGUUGGGUUUAUGUCUUUAUUUGACGAAAACGAGCUGUUGCGCAGCCAUUGGUACCUGUAUUGGGGAAACAUAGCAUACAAGCAAGAAGCUUACAGCCUCAGUGGCGAAAAAUUUUUCAUGUCAGAGACCGAGAACUCUUGCAGUCGUUUAUGUCAUCCCUUCUUCUCCAGACAGAGGAUACCAAAAAGUUGCAAUCAAAGAUCUCUUCAUCUUAUUGAUAAAGCCACUAAUAAGCCAAAAUGUCUGUCAACGUCAACCGCAGCGUGUCAGACCAGUUCUAUCGCUACAAGAUGCCCCGUCUGAUUGCCAAGGUCGAGGGCAAAGGGAACGGAAUCAAGACAGUUAUAGUCAACAUGGUUGACGUAGCCAAAGCGCUUAACCGGCCUCCAACGUAUCCCACCAAAUAUUUUGGUUGUGAACUGGGAGCACAGACCCAGUUUGAUGUUAAGAAUGACCGUUACAUUGUCAAUGGAUCUCAUGAGGCGAAUAAGCUGCAAGACAUGUUGGAUGGAUUCAUUAAAAAAUUCGUUCUCUGUCCUGAGUGUGAGAAUCCUGAAACGGAUCUGCAUGUCAAUCCGAAGAAACAAACAAUAGGUAAUUCUUGUAAAGCCUGUGGCUAUCGAGGCAUGCUUGACACACAUCAUAAACUCUGCACAUUCAUUCUCAAAAACCCACCUGAGAAUAGUGACAGUGGUACGGGAAAGAAAGAGAAGGAAAAGAAAAACAGAAAGGGCAAAGACAAGGAAAAUGGCUCCAUGUCCAGCAGUGAGACACCACCACCACCACCACCACCCAAUGAAAUCAGUCCUCCGCAUGCUGUGGAAGAAGAGGAAGAUGAUGAUUGGGGGGAGGACACAACAGAGGAAGCUCAAAGGCGAAGAAUGGACGAAAUCAGUGACCACGCGAAAGUUUUAACCCUCAGUGAUGAUUUGGAAAGGACCGUUGAAGAGCGCGUCAAUAUCCUGUUUGAUUUUGUUAAGAAAAAGAAAGAAGAAGGUGUUAUUGACUCAUCUGACAAAGAAAUUGUAGCUGAAGCAGAAAGACUGGAUGUAAAAGCCAUGGGCCCUCUUGUUUUGACUGAAGUUCUUUUUAAUGAGAAAAUUAGAGAGCAAAUUAAGAAAUACAGGCGCCAUUUCUUACGAUUUUGUCACAACAACAAAAAAGCUCAACGGUACCUUCUUCAUGGCUUGGAGUGUGUGGUAGCAAUGCAUCAAGCUCAGCUCAUCUCCAAGAUUCCGCAUAUCUUGAAGGAGAUGUAUGAUGCAGACCUUUUGGAGGAGGAAGUCAUCAUUAGCUGGUCAGAAAAGGCCUCUAAGAAAUAUGUCUCAAAAGAACUUGCCAAAGAGAUUCGUGUCAAAGCGGAACCUUUUAUAAAGUGGUUGAAGGAAGCAGAGGAAGAAUCUUCCGGUGGUGAAGAUGAUGAUGAAGAUGAGAACAUUGAGGUGGUGUAUUCAAAGACUGCCAGUGUACCGAAAGUUGAAGCUGUAAAGUCUGACAACAAGGAUGAUGACAUUGAUAUUGAUGCCAUUUAAAGGGGUGGGUGCAGCCCAGCUUAACAGUGUAAUGCUGAGAAUCUUUCUGCAUCAUCAGCCAGAAGUGCAACAUGUAUGUGCAAAAGCUAAAAUGGCUUAACGUCAUGCUACACUUUCUACUAAAAAUGUAUUGCUGUGAGUGGUCUGUAUUUAAACCCAACAAGACAUCUAGGGAGUCUCCAUACACAUAUCAGUGAGCAGAUGUAGUUUGCUUAUUUACAGCAUGUUUCUUUUUGAAAAUUUAGUGGUGGACACAUUUGGGUCACAUUUAUACAGUUAUAAAAAUAAAGAUUUGAUUUUGGUCGUUCUUCA
Molecule: messenger RNA, 2120 nt
Organism: Physeter macrocephalus (sperm whale)
Lineage: Eukaryota; Metazoa; Chordata; Mammalia; Artiodactyla; Physeteridae
Gene: EIF5
Product: eukaryotic translation initiation factor 5
Exons: 12
Coding region: 516-1808 (430 amino acids)
Biological process (GO): translational initiation; formation of cytoplasmic translation initiation complex; formation of translation preinitiation complex
Cellular component (GO): cytosol
Molecular function (GO): GDP-dissociation inhibitor activity; eukaryotic initiation factor eIF2 binding; translation initiation factor activity
Source: RefSeq, a predicted model, not a curated record